CAGAGCAAUUGUCCACCGUGACCACGUGUAUAUACAAAUUUGGCAGCGACAGAUCAUUUUAGGUUAUAUUGUUUAUUUUUAUUCAAACGUGCGUAUAAUAAAUAUGGGCAAAAAACGAAAAUUAAAAGAAUCUAAAGAUGACCAAUUCGAAUUUGAUCCGUUACCUAAGCACUUAGUUAUAGCACACCUAAAAAAUCAAGAGAAACGUCUUAUUAUUAUCUUAGAAGGGGCUCAGCUUGAAACUGUAAAGGUAGGAAAUAAGUUUGAACUACUAAAUUGUGACGAUCACACUCACAUUUUAAAGAGUAACAAUCGAGACGUGGGAUCAUGUAGGCCAGAUAUAACCCAUCAAUGCCUGUUGAUGUUAUUUGAUAGCCCUUUAAAUAGGGCCGGGCUUCUACAAGUUUAUAUACACACAGCAAAUAAUAUAUUGAUAGAAAUCAAUCCACAAACUAGGGUCCCAAGAACAUUCAAACGGUUUGCGGGCCUCAUGGUUCAAUUGCUACACAAGUUUUCUGUUCGAGCUGAAGAUGGCCCUAAAUUGCUCAAAGUUAUAAAAAAUCCUAUAACAGAUCAUUUACCAGUUGGUGUAAAGAAGGUUGGUACAUCCUUUGCAGCAAAAGAAGUAAAAAAUUGUCGAGAAUUAGUGCCUAAAGAAGAGGAGCCUAUUGCUUUUGUAAUUGGAGCUUUAGCACGUGGAAGUGUUAAUGUAGAUUACGUAGAAGACAAUGUUUCCAUUAGUAAUUAUCCUUUAUCAGCUGCAUUAACAUGUACAAAACUUUGUUCAGCUUUUGAAGAAGUAUGGAAUGUUCUUUAACAGCAUAUAAAAAAUGAAGAUAAAAAGAAGUUUUAUUAUAAUUGAAUAACUAAAAUUUGACUGCCUACAUAAUUUUUUUGUGUAAAGAGAAUUUGAUUUUUUACUGUA
This is a messenger RNA of Psylliodes chrysocephalus, 925 nucleotides long. The record is from the annotation of a GenBank genome assembly. NCBI's taxonomy places the organism in Eukaryota, Metazoa, Arthropoda, Insecta, Coleoptera, Chrysomelidae.